Molecule: messenger RNA, 2680 nt
Organism: Cyclopterus lumpus (lumpfish)
Lineage: Eukaryota; Metazoa; Chordata; Actinopteri; Perciformes; Cyclopteridae
Gene: rab41
Product: RAB41, member RAS oncogene family
Molecular function (GO): GTPase activity; GTP binding
Source: RefSeq, a predicted model, not a curated record
AACAGCGCGAGCUCGCGCAGGAUAAAGAUACUCGCUCCUCUCCCGUCCAGACGUCACAUCAGUAGCCAAGUCGGCUAGUUAGCAGUUUAUCUUUUGGACAAAAUGUCAACCACGACCGGCGGCGGAGAGUUUGGCAACCCUUUACGAAAGUUCAAGCUCGUCUUUCUGGGCGAACAGAGCGUUGGGAAGACCUCACUCAUCACCAGGUUUAUGUAUGACAGUUUUGACAACACCUAUCAGGCAACAAUUGGCAUUGACUUUUUGUCAAAAACCAUGUACCUAGAAGAUCGUACGAUUCGGCUGCAGCUCUGGGAUACAGCCGGACAGGAACGUUUCCGCAGCCUCAUCCCCAGUUACAUCCGCGACUCAGCCGCUGCUGUGGUGGUUUAUGACAUAGCCAAUCUUAAUUCAUUCAAAACCUCAAAGUGGAUUGAUGAUGUUAGAACAGAGAGAGGAAGUGAUGAUAUCAUGCUUGUUGGGAACAAAACAGACUUAGCGGACAAAAGGCAAGUUUCUGUUGAGGGAGCGGCAGAGAGGAAAGCUCGAGAACUCAAUGUGAUGUACAUAGAGACCAGUGCCAAGGCUGGCUAUAACGUCAAAACAGGUUGCUGUUCCGUCGUCGUCGCCGCUGCAUUGCCUGGGAUGGAUAGCACACCGGAGAAAAGCAAAGAGGACAUGAUCGACAUCAAACUGGAGAAACAGCCAGAGAUGACUGUCACCGAGAGCAGUCUGCUCCUGCUAGUACACCUCACCCUCUCCCAGCCCGUCUCCUCCACCAACAGCUUGUCUCUCAGUGGCCACUCUCUCCACCCGUGGCACACUACCACUGGGAUGGAGGACCUGUCUUUUUCUUCCUUUUUUUUCCCUUUUUCAACUCAGUGACUUUUCAGAGUAACCGUGUGGAUGUGCAUUACCGUAUUGAAACAGAUUAUCUGGGGGGGAAAUGGUUCAAAAGUAAACGUUUAAAACAAGGUAUAAGUUAAAUAUGAUCAGAUUUUCAUCAGUUGCAUGGCAUUAAAUAGUAUUGCAGACUGACAUAGCUAACCGCUCAUGAGUUAUUGCCACAGUUCGGAUUUCUUAGUGCUGUUACUCUUGUCAUUGUUGUAAAGUUAAAACUGCUUGGGAUUAUUUAAAUGACUAAAUUUACUUUUUGGUUUUUUUAAAUUUUGAAUGGAGUUGGCCCUACAACUGUUUCUAUCUCUCAGAUGACUGAUUAUUUCUUGACUUUGGUCUUAUUUUGAGCAAGUAGAGACAGGAUCUUAUCAGUGAAUUUACAUCAUUGCUAACCAUCAUUUUACCACAUUAGCUCAAAUGAAAGAGGGUCAUUCAUUGGGUAAUAUUAUACCGAACACAUCUUAAACUGCCAAAUACAACCGCCUCUUUGUGUUAGGAGACCAAAUAUACAUCAUUUGAGACUGAUUUAAAACAGGGCAAACGGGAUGUGUAACCAAACAAUGAGGUAACUGUCCCAAGUUCACUUUAAUGGCUACUGACCCGAAGCUGUGUCUGCAUUAAAACUAAAGCAACUGUCAUUCCAAGUUGUUAAAUUAGCUACACGCAUACUAACAUGUCUAAGGAGGCAUUUCCUUUUUAUUGAUGCCCCUAAAAAAAUGAAGGGGGGGGGGGGGAGAAGCCAGUGUUUUAGUUUUUCCACGCUGAUGGAAAGUGUCACUUUGGUCGCGGAUGAUGUACUCACCAUCUCAUUGAUAAUUUGUGUUGUGUUGAUUACCACUAUUGCAAGAACAUGCAGCAUGCUCACCAUGCAGGAUUUAUAUGGAUAAGAACACAGAUGCCUUGCUUGUUUGUUCACCAACGUUGUACACUGAAUCAAGCCACAAUAUUGUAAAAUAUAACAGAAGCCUGCUGACUGGUUCAUGGCUUCACUAGUUGUUUUAUAGAGCUUGGUAGAUAAGAGUGUGUCCUCCGAUACAGCUAACGCUUACUAAUUCCCUUGCUGUAAAAAAAAAAAAAAAGUGCAGAGAAGUUAGUCGCAGAUAUCUUUGCUGUAAUGCUAUCGCCUGUGUAGGACUGUUGGUUUUAUGUGUUUAUUUAUUUUGUUACUUGGACAUACAGAUAACACAUGUAUGCUUGACCAAAAGUACAGAAUUUUACACGCAUGUUGAAAAUGUUUUUUAUUUUAUUUAUUGUUUAUCAUGUCUGCCGAGACUCCACCUAAAGGCGACACAUGGGCCCGAUAAUGUUUUUUCCCGUCACACACUUUGUGUGUGUGUGUGUGUGUGUGUGUGUGUGUGUGGGUGGGUGUGUGGAUAGUAGCUUGGUUUACAGUCAAAGGUAAAGGCUGCACUGUCUCCAGACACACACACACACACAAUUGAACACAAACCAACUAAUUAGCCAUAGUACAACAAAAGACACUGGUCAUUUGCUGAAGCUUGUUUUGAAAUUUCAAUGUUUUAAAAUGGAUAAAAAAACUUUAUGUAAUUGAUUAUAUCAAACAGCCAUUUUAACAUGAGCAGCUCUUCUAUUACUUGUCACUAACUAAAUACUCAGCUUUGUGCUAUUCUGAAUCGUGUGUGUCCAUUUGAAAUAUGCUGUCUACUCGUGUUUAGCAACGUUUGUGUGAAUAAUGUACUAUUACUAUGUGAUGUAUAACAAGGAGAGUUAAUGAAACACAAGUGUAGGCCUAUCACAUGGAAUAAAAUAAAGAUAUUUCACCAAA